Molecule: messenger RNA, 1899 nt
Organism: Medicago truncatula (barrel medic)
Lineage: Eukaryota; Viridiplantae; Streptophyta; Magnoliopsida; Fabales; Fabaceae
Product: trihelix transcription factor PTL
Exons: 3
Coding region: 90-1517 (475 amino acids)
Source: RefSeq, a predicted model, not a curated record
AUCAAUAUCUAUCUUCUUAUUCCUUUUUCUUAUCUUAUAGUAAUAUACAACAAUAUCUUUCAGUUUCACUCUUCUAUUCUUCCUAUCUCAUGGAAAUGGAAGACCAUAAUCAACACUAUGAUAGUAAUAGUAUCACUGAUCUUAGACAACUCAUUAAUAUUGUUCCAAGAUCAACUACCAACAAUUUCCCUACGGCGGAGCUAUUCCCCGCCGGCAACCCACAUCAACAACACUAUGAGAUGAUGAUGUUUGGUAGACAAGUAGCAGAUAUAAUUCCUCGUUGUCUUCAUGAUUUUGUUUCAACAGAUUCACCUGCUGUUGCUACUACUGCCACUCCUACCAACACUACCACUAGUGCUUCAACUCCUUCAUUUAGUGGUAAUUUAGAAGCUGAAACUACUGCUUUCAUUGCUGUUGAUGCUUCAACUGGAAGAUGGCCUAGACAAGAGACUCUUACACUUCUUGAGAUUAGAUCUCGUCUUGAUCCUCAAUUCAAAGAAGCUACUCAAAAAGGUCCUCUUUGGGAUCAACUUUCUAGGAUAAUGUGUGAAGAACAUGGCUAUCAAAGGAGUGGGAAAAAAUGCAGGGAGAAGUUUGAGAAUCUAUACAAAUACUACAAAAAGACCAAGGAAGGAAAAGCAGGAAGACAAGAUGGGAAGCACUACAGAUUCUUUCGACAACUUGAAGCCUUAUAUGGAGAAAACAAUAACCCUUCUUCAUCUUCACUCCCACAAAACAAUUUUUGUACCAACAACAAUGAAGAAAUGUUUCAUUCCCACAUCAACAAACAUUGUGAUAGUCUCAGCCUCACAAACUCCACUGAAUUCGACACAUCAUCGUCGGAUGAUGAUGACAAUGAUCAUAGUACUCAUGAGGGGAUCAAAGAGAAUGAGUUCUCCAUGGAUAAGAGAAAAAAGAGGAUUGGUGGAAGAAGCUUCUGGAAGGUAAAGAUAAAAGACUUCAUUGAUUCACAGCUGAAGAAAUUGGUGGCGAAGCAAGAGGAAUGGAUGGAGAAACUCACAAAGACAUUGGAACAAAAGGAAAAAGAGAGGGUGCUAAGAGAAGAAGAGUGGAGGAAACAAGAGAAAGAAAGGUUGGAAAAAGAGCAUAAAUUUUGGGCUAAAGAAAGAGCAUGGAUUGAAGCUAGGGAUGCUGCUUUAAUGGAAGCUUUGCAAAAAUUAACAGGUAAUAAUGAUGAGAUAAUAAAGACUCAAUCUUCUUCUCAUGAUGGAAAUAAGAAGAGAAAGGAAAACUCAAGGAGUUGCUUUUACUUUGAUGAUAACAACAAUGUUGAUCGGUCUUGUUUAUAUAAUGUUAACAAUGGAGAUGGAGCUGGUUCUUAUUGUGAUGUUAAUGAUCAAAGAGAAGAACUUGGGAGAGUACAAACAAAUGAUGGUUCAAAUUCUAAUAAUGUUGUUGCGGCUGAAAAUUGUUUCCCGUUCUUGAUGAGUACUGAGGGAGGAAAUUUGUGGGAGAAUUACAACUUGAAGGUUAACAAAGCAAACCAAAACCAGUAAUUAAGGUGCAUGAUCAAUAUUAUUAUAGUCACGGGAAUCUACUCAAUCUAGGAGAGAGAAAAAUAUGGUCAAACCAUUUUCUCAAAACAAAAAAAUUUGGUCAAACCUCAACAGAAAAAUUGAAGACACAAAGUUAGUUUAAUGAUGGGCAAAUAUAUUCCAUCAAGUGUUGUUGGGGGUAUGACACUAAUUCAGGUGAGUGUCUCACGUACCUAAUUAUCAUUUAUGCUUUGCAAAUGGAUCUGGAAUUGUAGUACUUUGAUAUAUUGAUUGCAUCUUCAAAUGAUGUAAUUCAUGUAUGGUUUUUUCUCAUUACUCCUCUAUCUAUCAUUCUUUUGUGUAAUUUUAGGAUGUUUAAAUAGUGUGGGCCUUCAUUGAAUCA